ACAAACGAAUAUGUCUGCCUCCGUAGAAGCCCCCGGAACAUCUUAAUUUUAUCGCUCAAAUAUUGUGUGAACACAAAUUCCAGCUACGAGAACCAGAAUUUAUACAAAUCUAAGCAGCUCACCCGGCGCCAUCCAUUAAACCGCAGCAAAUGCCUCCCGACGUGCGGUAACAUUAGCUUGGCUAUAGCCAGCCAUUUCCAUAGCAUUGUAAUAAUGGAAACGCUAGCUUUAUGCAUCAAACUCAGUGAUUUCGCAAACGCACAGAAUAUUUUUAUUUUGAUUUGCUAACGUUUUCUCCGAUUAAUGGUUACGACAGUGCCAUCAUUUGGAUAAACGUCAACAAUUUUGGACCCGGAACCCUUGGUCAGAACCUUCACAGGUACAGCAUCCUGAUCAAUCUUCAGACUGAAACAUCACUGAAGGACUACUAUUUGAAAUAGAUUUUUGACAAUGUUUCCACUCCAUACAUCAGAUCUUAUAAGGAAAUGGUCAUUUUGUUGAGGAAUGUUUGGCUGGGGAAACAAUAAUCUCAAAACUUGAAGAUGCCUUUGGUCCGAACAUAAACGAUUUUUUCUCUGUAGAGACUUUUUUUUUUUUUUUCUGAAAGCCGUUGCUGGCUUUAGAGGGCAGAAACAAUGUGGGCACCAUCGAGCUUGGAUUGUUGCUAGCAUGUUUGAAAGGAUUCAUCAGGGGAGACCCUUUGGCAAAAGUAUUUGUCACCAGACUCGGAUUUGACCUUGUUCAGUUAAAUAAUGCCCCUGAAAAUGUAAUUGACAUGGAUAUCAAUGGACUUUACCCAAAUUGUUGGGAUUCAGUGCCAUCAGUUCGUUUUUGACUAUUCAACUCUCACCUGUCAGGUGUUCUUAAUCAAAUGUCAUCUGUUAUCAGAAAUGUCUACACGAAGAAAAACCAAGCUUCUCCAUUGGUAUACUUAAAGACUUGCACCUAAUAUGAAUGUUGGACUGAAAGAACAUUGGUUUUUUUGUUUGUAAAUAAUCAUUUUUCUCAAACGGUUGCAGCUAUUCUGAACUUAGUCGUUCAGAAGUUGUACAUGACACUAGAUGGAGAAAAAAUGGCACAUUUUUAAUUCUGACUUAACCUGUAAGCAAGUGCAAUUUGCAUGGAGAAAAACUAGAAGCCUAACUAAGAAAGACUGAAAUGACUUAAAACAGGUUUUCCUCAAUUUGAUACUAAAUUCUCUUUUUUGAUAAAUCCAACCUUUCAACAGGAUGUUAAAUUACUAUCGAAAACAAAAACGAUGUUUCUAGAACUCAAAUUGAACUUUUUUCAAUCAUUUAAAUGCCAGUACUUCAUAUAUGUUAAUACAUUUUUGGGAUAAAGCUUGAUUUGCACUUUUCCAGACUUAAUAAGUACUGUUUGGACCUGGUGGAGUAACAUCAACUUUUUUUUUUUUUUUUUUUUUUUUUUUUUUUUACCUGGUUGGGGGAUAAAUACUAUGCAUUCGUAUGUUACUUUUUGAAGGUCACAUGAUUUUUGACCCAACAAAGAGGAAAUACGAUAUCCAUUAUCUCUUGAUUUUUAAUAUGUGAAAUGUUUUUCUCAAUUGAACUUGUUUUUCUAUGAACCAUAAUUUAUAUUUCCAAAGCACAAAUUCACUAGGUAGGCCGUGCCACCAUUAGAUUCACCUGAAUGACAACUCCUACAGCAUUCCAGCUGAGAAACAAAACAUCACUGUAUACAUAGGAAGGGAUGCCAAGUGGCAGUAAUAAGAGCGAAGGGCAGGGUCCAGGCUCCUCCCCCCUGCCCCAUUCCGUCAUCCUUUCCAACAGACCAAUACGACCAUCACGUUAUGUCCCUGUGUCAGCGGCCACUUUCUUCCUGGUGGGCUCAACAACGCUGUUCUUCUGCUUCACUUGUCCAUGGCUUUCGCAGUGUUUCUCGGUAGCUGUUCCCAUUUAUAACGGAAUCAUUUUCCUGUUCGUUUUGGCCAAUUUCUGUAUGGCCACAUUCAUGGACCCAGGCAUCUUUCCAAGAGCUGAGGAGGAUGAGGACAAGGAUGAUGACUUCCGUGCACCUCUUUAUAAAACUGUGGAGAUCCGCGGGAUCCAGGUCAGGAUGAAGUGGUGUUCAACUUGUCGAUUCUACCGGCCUCCACGUUGCUCCCAUUGCUCAGUCUGUGACAACUGUGUUGAGGACUUUGACCACCACUGUCCAUGGGUCAACAACUGCAUCGGAAGAAGGAAUUACCGAUACUUCUUCCUCUUCCUCCUUUCGCUGACUGCCCACAUCAUGGCUGUGUUUGGCUUUGGGUUGCUCUUCAUCCUCUAUCAUCACCAGUUUAUUGAUCGCCUGCAUGUGAUUGUCACGUUGGCAGUAAUGUGUGUUGCUGGCAUGUUCUUCAUUCCAGUUGCUGGUCUUACUGGUUUCCACAUUGUUCUUGUGGCAAGGGGCAGAACUACUAAUGAGCAGGUGACAGGAAAGUUCCGAGGAGGAGUUAACCCUUUUACCAAUGGAUUUUGGAAGAAUGUCACUCAAGUCCUUUGCAGCUCACAGGCACCCAGAUAUUUGGAUAGGAAGAAGUAUGUACAUCGAGUAUGUGUGCAGCCUCCAUUUCUACAGCCAAAACUGACUGACACCCAGCUAACCACGAAGAUCAUGGACAAUGGUUUACGAGGAGAUCUACAUCGGUCUAAAUCAAGUCUGGAUAUGCAAGAGAGCCAAUCAUGUGAUGCUGAACCACCUCCUCCAAAACCGGAACUCCGCUACCCUGGAAUCAUCAGAGGAAGCACACAAGAUUACAAUCUACUAAACAAGACACCUCCUACCCCAACUAUGUAUAAAUACAGACCGAACUGUAGUCCUGGAAAGAACCACACUCCACUAACCCAUGCUUAUGCAAAUCAGUUAAAUCGAGCGGAGAGGGACUUUACCAGUAGGGAUUCCUCUUCCUCCACCUCCUCUCUUGUUCAAUCCAGCCAUCAACCCGGUUUCCGCUCACAACCUUGCCUAGACUUAAGGGACACUACUGAUAGAGUUGGCGGAGUAGCAGGAAGGGAGCGAAAAGAGGGUGUGGAAACAGGAGGCAUCCCUGUCUAUUCUUCCACAGGGUGCUCCUAUCCCUCAUUUUCUGAUCCCGCCGUCCUGUCGGGAGACGCUUCGCAAUCCUCAGAUGUCGCUGCCCGUUUCUCUGAAACAACCACUACCUCAAGCAGCUUCAAGAGCUUAGCAAAUCAUACUCCUCCGCCUCACCACCUAGCACCUAACGGAAGCCUGUCGUACGACAGCUUAAUGGCCGGAGGUGAUGGUUUUGACAAAGGGGAUUCGGCGGGAUCCAAAAUUCCCGAGGCAUUACCAGCGGACGGUGGCUACGUCUCCCCCUACCCUCCUUCGAAAGCUGUUGAAAUUCAUUCCCAGUCUCCCCAGCGCCAUCACCCUCUACUACAUCGGUCAGCCUCUUCCACAUCCUCCUCUCCUCCUGAGAGGGAGCAUCUGUUGGUGGAACUGCAGCGAAGCAAUCACCCUUUGCCUUUCUGUCAGACUUCAGUACCACCCCCUUCCUCUUCUCAGCAUCCAGCGCACCAUCACCACCACCAUCAUCAUCAUCAUCAUCGUCACCAUCACUCGCAUCAUCACCACCAUUCCUCCUCUUCCUCCCAACCUUCUCGUUUCAUUGUGCCUCAGUCGCACCACCAUCCUUACCCACACCGCACGUACUCCACAGAUACCCCUUUGGGCUUGUCAUCAUCUUCCACAAACCACCCCUCUCACUCCCCGCACCAUCCGCCUCUUGGUAAAUCGCUGUCCUACUCAAGCGCCGCAGCGGCCGAAAUGCAGUACCAGCUCAUACGAAAGGCGUCCUCAGCGGCCGGAGCAAAUGCAGCAGGGGUUGCGGGAGGAAUGCAAGCACCAAAAUUUCCGGUGAGUUUAUUUUAUUCUACUUUCUGUGUUUUGUUGUAUGAGGGUUGGUUAUUAUUCUUAAGCAAUGUCUGUCCCCAAUUUUUAGACCGGGGGUCAGCAAUCCGCGGCUCUAGAGCCGCAUGCUUCUUUACCACUGCCCUAAGGCUCCCUGGAGCUUUUUCAAAAAUGUGUGAAAAUGGAAGAAAUGAGGCAGGGAAAUAUAUAUUUUGUUUUAUUAUGGUUUCUGUAGGAGGACAAACAUGACACAAACAUUUAACAUAUACAUUUUUUUUCAAAAGACAAAAAAAAAAAAUCCGCAAAACGUCUGUCAAAACUUUUAAUAUUGAUGUCCCACUGACAACCGAACAUGCUCGACGAACCAUUUAGAAGCUUGAUAAUAUUUAUUGAACUUGUUAGGAAAAAUAUUCAACAGAAAAAAAUAAGACUAGUAAAAUAAUAAGUUUUAUAUUUGAUUAUAUUAUUAUAUUUGACAGAAACAUCAGGUAUGGUCAUAGGCAUUUUUCCCCUAUACACAUACUCAGUACUUAAUUUGUAAAUCAUGUCAGAACGCACUGUACAUAUGACAACGCAGGGAUGACGAGACAGGCACAGGUCCCGGAACAUACACAGAAAUUGGUGCUAAAAACAAAACACAAAUGCCCACUUGCCAUGCCGUGGGACUUUGCUUUUUUUCUUUCUUUUCUUUGUGCUUUUCUGACUUGUUUUGAACCAUCUUCCUUCUUUUUGAAAAAAUAUAGUAAAUGCACAUAUCUAUUUGGCAUGUUGAA
This is a messenger RNA of Corythoichthys intestinalis (scribbled pipefish), 4646 nucleotides long. RefSeq names its product palmitoyltransferase ZDHHC5-A-like. The record is from RefSeq and is a predicted model, not a curated record. Bases 1711 to 4122 code for a protein of 803 amino acids. Lineage: Eukaryota; Metazoa; Chordata; Actinopteri; Syngnathiformes; Syngnathidae. Gene Ontology annotation, biological process: protein palmitoylation. Gene Ontology annotation, molecular function: palmitoyltransferase activity. The transcript has 12 exons.